AUGCUCUCCUGUAGACGAGGCAAGGAGAACUACGAGUUCUACGAGCUGGCGAAGAUACUCCCCCUGCCGGCAGUCAUCACCAGCCAGCUGGACAAGUCGUCCAUCAUUAAGCUGACCAUAAGCUACCUCAAGCUAAGGGACUUUUCCGGACAUGGCGACCCCCCAUGGAGCAGCGAUCCACCGCCGACCUGUAAAGCACUGAAAGGUAUCUUUCGUCUGUACCUCGCGCUAGGG
Messenger RNA from Iphiclides podalirius (scarce swallowtail), 234 nucleotides. The record is from the annotation of a GenBank genome assembly. NCBI's taxonomy places the organism in Eukaryota, Metazoa, Arthropoda, Insecta, Lepidoptera, Papilionidae.